This is a messenger RNA of Rhodofomes roseus, 276 nucleotides long. RefSeq lists its product as uncharacterized. The transcript is spliced from 3 exons. The coding region runs from base 1 to 276 and encodes 91 amino acids. The record is from RefSeq and is a predicted model, not a curated record. Lineage: Eukaryota; Fungi; Basidiomycota; Agaricomycetes; Polyporales; Fomitopsidaceae.
AUGGGGGACGAGGAUCUAGACACCUCGUAUGAAGCUCUGCUUGAUCUCUCUGGUCUGCUGGGUGACGUGAGGCCGCGUGGCUUGUCGGAACAAACGAUAGCUACUCUUCCCAGCGGCACGUAUCGAGAAUGGGCAACGCCAGGCGAGACGGAGGAUCGGUGCCCCAUUUGUCUGGAUGAUUACAAUGCGGAAGACGCGGUGCUGAAGGUACCGGCAUGCUCCCACUGGUUCCACAGAGGUUGCUUGGAGGUGAGGAACAUCCCGUUGGGGCUGUGA